This is a messenger RNA of Didymodactylos carnosus, 609 nucleotides long. NCBI's taxonomy places the organism in Eukaryota, Metazoa, Rotifera, Eurotatoria, Philodinida, Philodinidae. The record is from the annotation of a GenBank genome assembly.
AUGAACUUGCCUAUUCGAAGUGAUCUAAAAGAUUAUAUCUUUCAUUUAGAAGUUCCAUCGCCGGCUACAAAGAAAGUUGAAUCUUGUGGUGGCAAUGCUUGUCCCACGUGUGACAAGUGCCGUGAUUGGUAUCGCAGCGGCAGCCGUUGGCAGAAACGUUCUGAUGCGACUUGUUCUGGUACUACUCGUACUGAUACUGAUGGUCAUCCUGAUGGUGGUGGUUCUACUCGUACUUAUGUUUAUAAUCAUGGUCGUGCUACUGGUUGGGAUACUACUGGUACUACUUCUACUCGUGAUGAUCAUGGUGGUCGUUAUGGUCGUGGUGUUUACACUGUUACUCGUGGUACUGCUGAUACUUCCAGUGGUCAUACUGGUUUAUGCGCAUGUAUUGGUGGUGGUGGAUUUGCUUCUGAUCAUUUUGUCGUUGGUGAUAUUGAAUUUAUUUUAAUGCCAAGAUCAUUUAUGGUGGAUGGCGGUAAGGAUGAGGUUGGCAGAUGUGAUGACGUUAUGUUAGUUGGUGCACCAUGCUCUUUAAACCGUCUAAUAGUUUGUCGUAUGGUUUUUCCAAUGGGUGCCGAUUGGGAUGAUAUUGCCGAAGAAUUAAAGUGA